UUUGAUCCCAUCUCUCUCCUCAUGCACAUAAUCGCUGCUGUUCUCCACCUUCUCUGUGGUGUUUCAAUGGAUCACUGCACAUUCAUACUGUCUGGCUUGCAUUUGGUGCUCAAACUAUCACUUCUGGUGCAGUCAAUGUCAUCGGGAGAGGCUGCCAAUAAUGCGGAUAGUGUUCCCCAGGAUAUAAGAUCAGUUGUGGAUGCUCUCUCUCUUUCCCCUGUCACAAAGGAGUUUGUUUGUUGUCCCAAGUGCUUCAGCUGCUACCCACUCGAGUCUUUCCCUGAACGAUGCACCAAUCAGGACACCCCAUCUAGCGCCAUAUGCCAGAGGCUACUGCAAAAG
Messenger RNA from Pisolithus orientalis, 342 nucleotides. RefSeq lists its product as uncharacterized. The transcript has a single exon. Lineage: Eukaryota; Fungi; Basidiomycota; Agaricomycetes; Boletales; Pisolithaceae. The record is from RefSeq and is a predicted model, not a curated record. The annotation marks the transcript as partial.